Messenger RNA from Pipistrellus kuhlii (Kuhl's pipistrelle), 5311 nucleotides. It is a transcript of the gene ATP8A1, whose product is annotated as ATPase phospholipid transporting 8A1. Bases 262 to 3756 code for a protein of 1164 amino acids. Lineage: Eukaryota; Metazoa; Chordata; Mammalia; Chiroptera; Vespertilionidae. Gene Ontology annotation, biological process: phospholipid translocation. The transcript is spliced from 37 exons. Gene Ontology annotation, cellular component: plasma membrane. The record is from RefSeq and is a predicted model, not a curated record. Gene Ontology annotation, molecular function: ATP hydrolysis activity; magnesium ion binding; ATP binding.
CCCUCCGCCCCCCGCGCGCCUGCGGGGAGAGCUCGCUCGCCCGGCUCUGCGGCCGCCGCCACCCGCGUCGCCUCUCGCUCCUGCCGCCGGCGUGCGGGGACCGAGCCCCGCGGCUGCUGCGCGGCGCUGGGUGGGCGGGCGGCGGGGCCCGCGCGGCCGCUGAGCGCUCGGCGCAGCGGCUCCGCCCGGAGUCCGGCCUGCGCGGCGCGGUGACAGGUGCAGGGUCCCGGCUGCAGACCCACCUGCGCGGGGGGCGCCGCGAUGUCCACCAUGCGGAGGACCGUGUCGGAGAUCCGCUCCCGGGCGGAGGGUUAUGAGAAGACCGAUGAUGUUUCAGAGAAGACUUCCCUGGCAGACCAGGAAGAAAUACGGACUAUAUUCAUCAACCAGCCCCAGCUGACGAAGUUCUGCAACAACCACGUCAGCACUGCAAAAUACAACAUCAUCACAUUCCUUCCACGAUUUCUCUACUCGCAGUUCAGAAGAGCCGCCAAUUCAUUCUUUCUCUUUAUUGCACUGCUUCAGCAAAUACCUGAUGUAUCACCAACAGGUCGCUAUACCACACUGGUUCCUCUUUUAUUUAUUUUAGCUGUGGCAGCUAUCAAAGAAAUCAUAGAAGAUAUUAAACGACAUAAAGCUGAUAAUGCUGUGAACAAGAAACAGACACAAGUGUUGAGAAAUGGUGCUUGGGAAAUUGUACACUGGGAAAAGGUGGCAGUAGGGGAGAUAGUGAAAGUGACCAAUGGGGAGCAUCUCCCAGCAGAUCUCAUCAGCCUGUCCUCAAGUGAGCCCCAGGCCAUGUGCUACAUUGAAACAUCCAACUUAGACGGUGAAACAAACCUGAAGAUUAGACAGGGCUUACCAGUGACAGCAGAUAUAAGAGACAUUGACAGUUUGAUGAGAAUUUCCGGCAGAGUUGAGUGUGAAAGUCCAAACAGACAUCUCUACGAUUUUGUUGGAAACAUAAGGCUUGAUGGACAUGGCACCGUGCCCCUGGGAGCCGAUCAGAUCCUUCUUCGAGGCGCCCAGUUAAGAAACACGCAGUGGGUUCACGGAAUAGUCGUCUACACUGGACACGACACCAAGCUGAUGCAGAAUUCAACAAGCCCACCACUUAAACUCUCAAACGUGGAACGAAUUACAAACGUACAAAUUUUGAUUUUGUUUUGUAUCUUAAUCGCCAUGUCCCUUAUCUGUUCUGUGGGCUCGGCCAUCUGGAACCGACGGCAUUCUGGAAAGGACUGGUAUCUCAACCUCAGUUAUGGUGGCGCUAAUAAUUUUGGACUGAAUUUCCUGACCUUCAUCAUCCUUUUCAACAAUCUCAUUCCUAUCAGCUUAUUGGUUACAUUGGAAGUGGUGAAAUUUACCCAGGCAUACUUCAUCAAUUGGGAUCUCGACAUGCACUAUGAGCCCACAGACACUGCUGCUAUGGCUCGGACCUCUAACCUGAAUGAGGAGCUCGGCCAGGUAAAAUACAUCUUUUCUGACAAAACUGGAACUCUGACAUGCAAUGUGAUGCAGUUUAAGAAGUGCACCAUAGCUGGGGUUGCUUAUGGCCAUGUCCCUGAGCCUGAGGAUUAUGGCUGCUCUCCUGAUGAAUGGCAGAGCUCACAGUUUGGAGACGAAAAAACAUUUAAUGAUUCAUCAUUACUGGAAAAUCUCCAAAAUAAUCAUCCAACUGCAUCUACGAUCUGUGAAUUUCUCACCAUGAUGGCGGUCUGUCACACAGCAGUCCCUGAGCGAGAGGGUGACAAGCUCAUUUACCAAGCAGCAUCUCCAGAUGAGGGAGCUUUGGUCAGAGCAGCCAAGCAAUUGAAUUUUAUUUUCACUGGAAGAACACCUGACUCAGUGAUUAUAGAUUCACUGGGGCAAGAAGAAAGAUAUGAAUUGCUCAAUGUCCUGGAGUUCACCAGCACCAGGAAAAGAAUGUCGGUGAUUGUUCGCACUCCAUCCGGGAAGUUACGACUCUACUGCAAAGGAGCCGACACCGUCAUUUAUGAUCGACUGGCAGAGACUUCAAAAUACAAAGAAAUUACCCUAAAACAUUUAGAGCAGUUUGCUACAGAAGGGCUGAGAACGUUAUGCUUCGCUGUGGCCGAGAUUUCGGAGAGUGACUUCCAGGAGUGGCGAGCAGUCUACGAGCGCGCGUCCACCGCCGUGCAGAACCGGCCGCUCAAGCUGGAGGAGAGUUACGAGCUAAUCGAAAAGAAUCUUCAGCUUCUUGGAGCUACCGCCAUUGAGGAUAAAUUACAAGAUCAAGUGCCUGAAACCAUAGAAAUGCUCAUGAAAGCAGACAUCAAAAUCUGGAUCCUCACUGGGGACAAGCAAGAAACUGCCAUUAACAUUGGACACUCCUGCAAACUUCUGAGAAAGAACAUGGGAAUGAUCGUUAUUAAUGAAGGCUCUCUUGAUGCAACAAGGGAAACCCUCAGCCGUCACUGCACCACGCUGGGCGAUGCCCUUCGGAAGGAGAAUGACUUUGCCCUUAUCAUUGACGGGAAGACCCUCAAGUACGCCCUGACAUUCGGAGUGCGCCACUACUUCCUGGACCUCGCUCUGUCCUGCAAAGCGGUAAUUUGCUGCAGGGUUUCUCCCCUUCAAAAAUCUGAAGUUGUGGAGAUGGUUAAGAAACAAGUCAAAGUGAUAACACUUGCGAUUGGUGAUGGAGCCAAUGAUGUCAGCAUGAUCCAGACGGCACAUGUCGGCGUGGGUAUAAGCGGGAAUGAAGGCCUUCAGGCAGCGAAUUCUUCUGAUUACUCCAUCGCGCAGUUCAAGUAUUUGAAGAAUUUAUUGAUGGUCCAUGGUGCCUGGAACUAUAACAGAGUCUCCAAGUGCAUUUUAUACUGCUUCUACAAGAAUAUAGUCCUCUAUAUUAUCGAGAUCUGGUUCGCCUUCGUUAAUGGCUUUUCUGGACAGAUCCUCUUCGAGAGGUGGUGUAUAGGUCUUUAUAACGUGAUGUUCACAGCGAUGCCUCCCUUAACGCUGGGCAUAUUUGAGAGAUCGUGCAGGAAAGAGAAUAUGUUGAAGUAUCCUGAGUUAUAUAAAACGUCUCAGAACGCCCUGGACUUCAACACCAAGGUUUUCUGGGUUCAUUGUUUAAAUGGCCUCUUCCACUCAGUUAUUCUGUUUUGGUUUCCACUAAAAGCCCUUCAGUAUGGCACUGUGUUUGGAAAUGGGAAGACCUCCGACUACCUGCUGUUGGGAAACUUUGUGUACACGUUUGUGGUGAUCACUGUGUGUUUGAAAGCUGGCUUGGAGACAUCAUAUUGGACAUGGUUCAGCCACGUGGCGAUCUGGGGCAGCAUCGCCCUCUGGGUGGUGUUCUUCGGGAUCUACUCAUCGCUGUGGCCCGCCAUCCCCAUGGCCCCGGACAUGUCAGGAGAGGCAGCCAUGCUGUUCAGUUCCGGAGUCUUCUGGAUGGGCCUGUUAUUCAUCCCCGUGGCCUCCCUGCUCCUUGACGUGGUGUACAAGGUUAUCAAGAGGACUGCUUUUAAAACCUUAGUAGAUGAAGUUCAGGAGCUGGAGGCAAAAUCUCAAGACCCAGGAGCAGUCGUGCUUGGGAAAAGCCUCACUGAGAGGGCACAGCUGCUCAAGAACGUCUUUAAGAAGAACCAUGUAAACUUGUACCGGUCCGAGUCGCUGCAGCAAAACCUGCUCCACGGGUAUGCUUUCUCUCAAGAUGAAAAUGGGAUCGUCUCACAGUCAGAAGUGAUUAGGGCCUAUGAUACCACAAAGCAGAGACCCGAGGAAUGGUGAUUGGGGAGGGGCGGCCCGGCAGGCAAGCUCGCUGUGUUGCUGAGGAUGGCUCCUGAGUCUUCACGGGAAUCUCCUGGCCAAUUUCAGCCCCAUCCAGGGAGGCGAACGGUGGAUCUGAGCUCACGUCGGUGACUGACAUUCAGAUUCGUGUAUAUUACAGACAAAAGCACUGUGCAACCUACUGUAACACCAUCUCUUUCCGAUUUUGUAAAGUCUUUGCUAAGUCUUUGUAAAGAGAUCGAAAACGACCUUGAAUUUUGCUGGGAGUGCUUUCUUACACUGAGAAAAGAUCAGUAUUCUUAAGCCGUUACUGUGGGGCUAUAACUUAACAAUUUACUGGUUAUACCACAAAGUGACCAACCAUUAAAAACAAAACAAAACAAAAAAAAAAAACCUCUAAAAUGUUCAUAACUGAAGGGGCUCUCGAUAUCCAGACUUAGAUUUCAGGAUAUGUUGGAGAAAAAAACCAGCAUUCUUAAGGAACUGACUCACCUUACUGAACAAAAUUUCUAAACAAGAUAUUACUAAGUGUUUGUGUCAAAAAUUGUCUCGAUAACGUGUUUGCCAAAGAAGUUCAAUAAAUGUAUUUCUUGUCCAGUAGUCAUUUGCCCAGAAAUGUGAGAGUUUACCUCCAGUUCUGCUAUAAGAUCUGCAUGCUUGAACUUUUCCAAUCUAAGAGUGAUUUGCAAAAAAAAAUGAGUAUUUCAAGGCAUUUGCUACUAAAAAAAAAUCUGUGAUGUUGCACCUUUGGCCUUACAAACGCUUCUUUCUUGUCCGUCUCGUGUAUUUGUUCAAGUCAGAGGUCACGCGUGGGAAUGUGACUCUGUCGUUACCCUACUGAUUUCUAAAACUGUGUUUAUGUCUCGGUCCUUUCUAAUGAGGUUUCAUCAUCGUUUAGACUUUUCUAAAAAUCUGGCUUCUGCUGUAGAUUGCGUGAUUAUCAUUUUGUCCUCAAGUUUUCUCUCUCAAGAAAAAUAUGCUUAUGUGUUCGCAUGGGAUUUCUCAUGCUUCUGUCGGGAUGUUUGAAAUAACCAUGUCAGACGAACGCAUGGGCUUUUCUCCUGCGAUUUGGUUCUCCCUGUGUGUUCCCACCAGAGGCGUCUGCUGUCUUGUGUAGCACAGGCCGUGUUAUGCUGACUCCCUGAAACUUAAGGCUGAGGAUUACUUCACAGCUCACUUGUCAAGCAGCUCCCUAAAUAGGUCACAUGCUGCUAAUUGGCACAAAUAAAUAGUACAUUUCCCCCUUUAAAAAAAAAAAAAUACCUAUGUUACUCAAGCCUUAUAACUUUUCCAUCAAAGAACACGUUUCAUCAUGAGCUGGUUUUAUUCAUACGUUUCAAACUGUAUGUUCAGUUUCAUGAUUUAGAGCAUGUCCAAGGCAUCGGAAAUGCCUGCUUUGCUACCAACAAUAAAUGGUGAAGGGGCUGUUUUAAAACCACAACCCAUUUUCUACACGAUUUUUAAAAUAAUUAUUUUAUGUAGGAAGAACUUAAAAGGAAUUCUAGUUUUCAGGUACACGUCAGAGAUCGAUGCAAACUUUUUGCCUUUUAUUCCC